UUAGAUCAGGAGGGUCACCACUCAAGACUCACUCUAAGGAUCAAUAAGUGAGAGUCAUUGGGAAUGAAUUCUUUCAUUGAGUACACAACCUGUGGAGAUGUGGUAGCAUUUUCACCCAAAUUCUGUCGCAGUGACCAGAGAAGUGUCCCUUUACAGCCUUAUUCUGGAAAUGGAACUGAAAGUCAUUAUUUGGGGAAUUUGCCAAUGGGUGUCCACGGGUCUUCUCCACCACAAGCCGAUCAGCAGUCUCCAAGCCUUUAUGGGACUUGCGGUCUGGAUGUGUCUUAUGACUCAAGUCCACCUGGAGAUUAUAAUGUCCUACCUGCCAGCUCGGACUAUGACUUCUCCUAUGGAGGAAGCCACUCAAUGGAGGACCCUGGGGGGCACAUCCAAUAUGCCAGCCCGUUUUUCACUGGGAGUGGGCACUACAUUCUCAAUGGACAACUGAGCUACAAGACGGCGGGAGAAGGUAACCAUGGGGUCCAGAGAAAAGACCAGCUGGGUAUUUAUUCUGAGAAUCUUCAUACUUUCUCCCCAGCCACAGGGACCUAUCCCAAAUCCUGCUCCCCAGCAUCUGAGAUGCAAACUGCUGUGAACACUUUUGACUGGAUGAAAGUGAAGAGGAAUGCCCCCAAGAAAAAAACACUCUGUGAUUAUGGGGUAGUGAAUCCAUCUAACACAAUGAGGACAAAUUUUACCACUAAACAGCUAACUGAAUUAGAAAAAGAAUUUCAUUUUAACAAGUAUCUCACAAGAGCCAGGAGGAUUGAAAUAGCUAAUUCACUGCAACUUAAUGAUACCCAGGUCAAGAUCUGGUUCCAAAACAGAAGAAUGAAGCAAAAGAAAAGAGAAAGGGAAGGAAUAACUUCUCAUUCACCAAAAACAGGACCUGUCUCGUCUAAUUCCUGUAAACCUGAGGACAGGCACGACUCUUUGUCUUCCAAUGAAGACAUCUCAUAGUCUGGGAUUAUAUAACGAACUAUGCCUGGGUACAGAAAAAAGUGCAUUAAAAAGGUAAACACAAGGACUACUUGUACUGUACUUUUAGCCUUAUUUGGUGGAUCUGUAUGGAUUUUACAUGUGGAUGGCACAUGAUAUUUAAUUCUGCAACUUUGUUGCCUUCUAUUGAGAUGAAUUGCAUGCAGUGAGUACUGUUGGGAAUUGACAUUUCCAAAAAAGAUGCCUAAAGCCAGACUUUGCCUUUAUAACACUACAACAUCCUUGCACACAUGCCAUGCAUGUGGUAUAGGAAUACGAAAGAUACAAAGAUGAAAUUCAAGGAAUGGGACUACUUUGAAUGUCUAACUAUAACCAAAGAUGUUAAUCCAGGUAGAUUUUUUUUAGUUGUAUGACUUUAAAUUGCACUAUUAGGUUUUAAUUUACUAUACCAUGUGCCUGAUCGAAAUUCAAUUUUGGUAAAUAAGAAACCCACACCACUUAAUGUCAUAGUUUA
Molecule: messenger RNA, 1453 nt
Organism: Pelobates fuscus (common spadefoot toad)
Lineage: Eukaryota; Metazoa; Chordata; Amphibia; Anura; Pelobatidae
Gene: HOXD1
Product: homeobox D1
Exons: 2
Coding region: 64-960 (298 amino acids)
Biological process (GO): regulation of transcription by RNA polymerase II
Cellular component (GO): nucleus
Molecular function (GO): DNA-binding transcription factor activity, RNA polymerase II-specific; RNA polymerase II cis-regulatory region sequence-specific DNA binding
Source: RefSeq, a predicted model, not a curated record